This is a messenger RNA of Ilyonectria robusta, 1515 nucleotides long. Its product is annotated as permease for cytosine/purines, uracil, thiamine, allantoin-domain-containing protein. The record is from RefSeq and is a predicted model, not a curated record. Gene Ontology annotation, cellular component: plasma membrane. Bases 1 to 1515 code for a protein of 504 amino acids. Gene Ontology annotation, molecular function: transmembrane transporter activity. NCBI's taxonomy places the organism in Eukaryota, Fungi, Ascomycota, Sordariomycetes, Hypocreales, Nectriaceae. The transcript is spliced from 4 exons. Gene Ontology annotation, biological process: transmembrane transport.
AUGGCGACGGUGGCGACUGAUGCGGAAAAAGGCCCGACUGCGGUGCCCGCUCAACGAGCUGCCCCAGACGCGGACCACGAUGAUCGCAGCGACAGCUUCAGCAUCAAGGCAUCGUCCCUAUUUCACAAGGCAUUGCGUAUGGGACGAGUCGAGGAGAAGGGCAUCCAGCCCAUUGCGGUCGAGGACCGCCAGAUGACGCGCUUCUACAACAUCUUUACCGUGUGGUUCUCCAUCAACGCCAACAUCCUUGGCAUCACUUUUGGCAUGCUUGGACCUCUGGCCUACGGUCUGAGCCUCAGAGACUCGGCUCUGGUUAUUCUCUUCUUUGGCUUGUUCUCUACUAUUGCACCGGCAUACCUCGCCACCUUGGGUCCCAAGACGGGCAUGCGACAAAUGAUCCAGGCUCGAUAUAGCUUUGGCCGAUACAUUGUCUCCAUUCCUGUGCUACUGAACUUGGCUACCCUCACCGGCUUCAUCGUCAUCAUCUACGUCGUGGGAGGCCAGUGCCUCUCUGCAGUCUCUGGCGGCAGCCUCACCCCCGAUGUCGGCAUUGUCAUCAUCGGCCUGCUCUCCUUGUUCAUUUCGUUUUGCGGAUUCAAGGUCCUGCACUACUACGAGACCUACGCCUUUAUUCCCGCCGUCAUUGCCAUCACCAUUGCCACGGGAUGCGGUGGGUCGGACCUCAAGAAGCAGGCGGCACCUGAAGCGCCCGCGUCCGCAAGUAUGGUGCUCAGCUUUGGCAUGAUUGUUGCCAGCUACAUGAUCCCGUGGGCGGCGAUUGCCAGUGAUCUCACCACGUACUUUGAUCCCAAGGUCCCCUCAUGGCGGGUGUUUACCUACACCUACUGGGGCCUCCUUGCGCCUACGAUUCCGCUCAUGGUGCUCGGUGCAGCCAUUGCUGGCGCUCUGCCCAACGUCCCGGAGUGGAGUGAAGCCUACGACCAGAACCUCGUCGGUGGCAUCCUCGCGGCAAUGCUGUCCAGCGCGGGCGGGUUCGGCAAGUUCGUCGUCGUCAUCCUGUCGCUGACGCUGCUCGGCAACACUGGAGGCACCAUGUAUGCCAUUACGCUCAACUUCCAGACGCUCAUCCCCGGGCUCAUCAAGAUUCCCCGUUACGCCUUUGCCAUUGUCGUUACCGUCAUCGUCAUCCCAGUGGCGAUCCGGGCCCAGCGCGACUUCUUCGUCAACCUCGAGAACUUUGUCGCCCUCAUCGGAUACUGGUCCGCGUCCUUUAUCGGCAUCGUCGUUGUCGAGCACCUCUUCUUCCGCCGUGGGAGCUACGAGUCGUACGACCACGCCAUCUGGAACGUGGCCUCGAGGCUGCCCAUCGGCGCCGCAGCCCUCGCCUCGGGCAUCCUGUGCUUCGGCUUGGUAGUGCCAUGCAUGGCGCAGGUGUGGUGGACGGGUCCCAUCGCCAAAACUACGGGAGAUAUUGGGUUCGAGGUUGCGUUUGUGCUGAGCUCGCUGUUCUACAUUCCCUUGCGGUACUUUGAGAAAAAGUACACGGGGAGGUGA